Messenger RNA from Colias croceus (clouded yellow), 2802 nucleotides. It is a transcript of the gene Pex7, whose product is annotated as peroxisomal targeting signal 2 receptor. Gene Ontology annotation, biological process: protein import into peroxisome matrix. Gene Ontology annotation, cellular component: peroxisomal matrix; cytosol. Gene Ontology annotation, molecular function: protein binding. The transcript is spliced from 8 exons. The record is from RefSeq and is a predicted model, not a curated record. Bases 165 to 1103 code for a protein of 312 amino acids. Lineage: Eukaryota; Metazoa; Arthropoda; Insecta; Lepidoptera; Pieridae.
UCCAAACGGGCUAAAUUUCGAGGAAAAUUGUUUUAUUUACCAAGUUUUAAAAAUAAAUAGCACUAAUAAUCCAAUUAGAAUCUUAUAUGAUAACGAUUUAAGGUUUGAGGGAUAUCAUAGCGCAAGUAACGACACGAGACUAUGUGAAUGUCUACACCCUCAGCAUGCCCACGUUCCUGACACCUGGCCGGCAUGGCUACAGUGUUAGAUUCUCCAGAACUCGGCCAGAUGCCCUUGCAGUGGCUACUAGCCAGUACUAUGGCCUGGCUGGUGGUGGAACAUUGUUCUUCCUGGAAAUCGCUCCAGAUGGAACAAGUGUGCUGGAGUUACAGAAGUUAGAAUGGACGGAUGGAUUGUUUGAUGUUACAUGGUCUGGCACGUCAGACAGCGUCGCCGCGUGUGGUUCAGGUGAUGGUACGGUCAUAGUGUGGCGCGUGGGUUGCGCGGCGCCGCUGCGUGUGCUGCGCGCGCAUCGGAGUGAAGUCUGCUCUGUGGACUGGUUGCGGACACAUCUGUUGAGCGCGAGCUGGGAUACGACGGUGAAAUUGUGGGACCCCGAGUCGGAAACAUGUCUCAAUACAUUCUCGGGUCACUCGCAGCUGGUUUACACGGCCGCGUUCUCACCACACUCGCCAGCAACAUUCGCGUCGGUGUCAGGUGAUGGACACCUCAAGUUAUGGUCCUGUACAGAACCUUCUCGACCAGCGGCUGUUGUUAAGGCGCAUGAUGCGGAGGUAUUAUCCUGUGAUUGGAGUAAAGCAGAGGCGCACGUGCUAGCGACAUCUGGGUCUGAUGGACUCAUUCGAGGCUGGGACCUUAGGAGACUUACAGCACCUAUGUUCACGCUUAAAGGAUGUGAGUGCGCUGUAAGAAGAGUUCAAUUUUCACCACACGCGUCUUCAGUAGUCGCCGCUGUGUCAUAUGACUUCACUACGAGGAUAUGGGACGUAAAGCGCGGUUGCGAGCCGCUAGAAACGAUCCGGCACCACUCGGAGUUCACAUACGGGCUCGACUGGAGCGCGUUACGGCCGCACCGCGUGGCCGACUGCGGGUGGGACUCGCUCGUGCACGUGUUCACGCCGCGCUCGCUGGCGGCGUACUGAGCGGGGGCGUGUGUGUUAUCUUCGUCUGGGAAUUUAUACCGUCUAGUGACGUCUAAGGCUGUGGAAGCAAGUGGAGGGUUGACUAUUUUGUUUGCUGGUUUCAUUUAAGUUGUAUUAUUUUUAUUUGUUUCACAUAAAAUCAUGUAGUUCAAUCUCUGAUUCAGAGUUGUGACGUUAUCAGAUGCAGACUACAGUCCAAAGUCCAAAUCAAGUGACGUGAAGUGUUUCGAUAAUCCGAUAGGGGGCCAUCAAUAAUUUAAAUGAAUGUGAAAAUAACAGAGGAAGUUUUGUGACGUCAUAAGCCAAGAUUGCAAUAAGUAUUAAAAUAAUUUCUAAGUCUAAAAUUUAUGGCGUCACAGUAAAGUUAAUAAAAAGCCACCACUCUGUUUCUUUCAUUCUUAGGUAAAAUAACUUGAGAGUGGAAGAAAUGGAACCAUUGUCGUAUACUAGUCAAAUAGACUCAUAAUCACGCUCAAAAAUUGUCCGAAACAAAACUCUGCUUUCGCGUGUAUUAGGCAGAGUUUUCUUAUGAGCAAUGACGAUAAGAUAGACUUUGAACAUUACUAACCAGAAAGAAGGUAUUAUGAUUUUGAGUCUAUUGCUUCAUACUUCAUAGUAUGUCAAAGAACAAAACACUGUUUAAAUAAGUAAAUGUUAAAUUAAUUUAAAAAAAUAAAGCACCCCAUGGAUGGCUCUAACUGAAUUUUUGAAAAAAAAUCCAGCAUUUUUUAGUUAUUAACGAGAGAUCUUUAGUAUAAUUUUUAUGUUCAUUUCUUUUUACGAAUCUGUUUUAGUAUGAUCUUUUUUGUUAUUAUUUGUUAAAAUUUUGGGAAUGGAAAUUAAAAACAGGGAGAUGAAUGAAUUUCGGUGGUUGGAGUGUAAAUACAAUUUAUAUUUGUUAAAUAUUUUAUAAUUUUUAGAUGUAAGUCUUUAUAAGCUAUUUUUAUUGCCUGUUAAAGGUUAUUGUAUCGUCUGUUUUAUUGUUGUAUUUUAUUAUAAUUCUGUUAUUAUUAACUUUAACAUUAGUUACUUACGAAAAUGAACUUCAAAAUUAAACUAACUUUCCGGUCGUGGCUUCGCUUAGUUAAAAGUUAUACACUAUAAAAAGUAUCAAAAUACUCCAACGUGGGAGAUCAAACAUUGUUAUAUUUGUAAGUAUUCAAUAAAAAAUCGCAUCGCAAAAUCGCAAUAAAAAAUCGUUAUUCUCUAACGGUGCAUUUACAUCAAACGAACAUGGAGCUAGAGCUAGAGCAAGAGCAUUCUUUCGUGUUCUUUUAGUGUAAACGAAAACUUUUAUUAAGUGUUAUUCAGUAUUAGAACAUUGCACAGAAUAUUUUCAAACGAACUAAGAACAACGAAAGAAUGCCCUACGCCUGUUUACGAGUGUAAACGCACGCACACAAAUGCAUUUGCUCGUUUGAUGUAAAUGCACCCUUACAUAUUAUAGAUUAAUAAUAACAGAAUAUUGAUAACUUUUAAAUGUAACAAAUAAAUUAAUGAAUUUUAGCAUUCCAGUAUAAUCGUUUAAUAUUUUAUGAAUUGUAUAAAUGUCGAUAAUAAUUGCUUAUUUUGUACAUAAUAAAUCUAUUUAUAAUGUUUAACCUAUGAUAUUAUUAUUAUUGUCUAAUAUUAUGUACUAUAUCACCAGCACAGUAUUGGUUUUUCUGCCAAUAUUAUAAUCAAACUUAAACAUUUAUUU